Molecule: messenger RNA, 1293 nt
Organism: Loxodonta africana (African savanna elephant)
Lineage: Eukaryota; Metazoa; Chordata; Mammalia; Proboscidea; Elephantidae
Gene: EEF1AKMT2
Product: EEF1A lysine methyltransferase 2
Exons: 7
Coding region: 39-824 (261 amino acids)
Cellular component (GO): cytoplasm
Molecular function (GO): protein-lysine N-methyltransferase activity
Source: RefSeq, a predicted model, not a curated record
CUGUGGAGGCCCCAACGGCUGUCCCCGGCGCCAGGGAGAUGAGCCUGGGCUCUGAUGGCGGCGGUGGCGCUGCGGCUGCUGCGCGGUCCCGAGAGGGCAGUCCCGGGAAGGACGGCUUCGCACCGUCGGCGCUGGGGACUCGAGAGCAUUGGGAUGCUGUUUAUCAAAGAGAACUACAAACUUUCCAAGAAUACGGAGAUGCAGGAGAAAUCUGGUUUGGAGAAGAGAGCAUGAAUCGAUUAAUAAGGUGGAUGGAAAAACAGAAGAUCCCGUUGGAUGCUUCAAUACUUGAUAUUGGAACUGGAAAUGGUGUUUUCCUGGUUGAACUUAUAACCCAGCAUAAUUUAUUGAAAAGACACGCUUCCCCCCACUGCAUGGCAAUGACACCUCUGUCAUUAAGUCAGGCAAAGUUUGGUUUUUCUAAUAUUACUGGAAUCGAUUACUCUCCUUCUGCAAUACAACUCUCUGGAAGUAUUAUAGAGAGAGAAGGUUUAUCUAACAUUAAGUUGAAGGUGGAAGACUUUUUGAAUCUUUCCACAAAGCUUUCUGGAUUUCAUAUUUGUAUUGACAAAGGGACUUUCGAUGCCAUAAGCCUUAAUCCUGACAAUGCAAUAGAGAAGAGGAAGCAAUAUGUGAAAUCUCUUUCCAGGGCGUUGAAAAUAAAAGGCUUUUUUCUAAUAACCUCAUGUAAUUGGACCAAGGAAGAGUUGCUUAAUGAGUUCAGUGAAGAAUUUGAACUUUGCGAAGAACUGCCAACACCCAAGUUCAGCUUUGGUGGCAGAUCUGGAAACAGUGUAGCAGCGUUGGUUUUCCAGAAAACAUGAAGCUUCUCCUGGGGCAAAUUCAGUUAGCUUUUUAAAGAAGCUACACAUCACAGUAAACCUGACACAGAAAAUGCCAGUGCAAAUAAUUACUUAGUAAGUACCCAGGAUACACAUGUUGAAUGGAUACAGUGGGAUGUGAAAAAUCAUGAGCAUAAAGUGGUGGGGUUUUAGAGAUGACAAAGGAUCAUUUUAAAUUUUAUUUUGUAUUUGAAAUGUAACUAUUUUUCUUUUUGAUUAAAAAAAUUGUGGAACAGUUCAAAACUUUAAAACAGUAAAUGAAUUUGCAGAAAGCAUGUAUUCUUGGAUUUUUGUGCCUUAGUAAAGUUGAAUGUAGUUAUUUAUAAGGACUUAACCAAACUUAUUGCAGGGCCAGAAUAGCAUACAAAACAACUUCCUUAGUGUUUCAUUAGACUAUUUAGGAAACGUAACAAGAAACACUGUUUUGGGUUAAAUAUUGGUAAUGGUGUUU